CGCGUGCGCAGGCGGCUGAGGCGGGCGGUGAAGCGGCGGCGGCGGCGGCGAUGGAGCCGGGAUACGGCGGAUAUGGCACCUGGAGCACCGGGGCCGCCAGCGCCCAGGCUUCCUAUGGCACAAACACGAGCAGCUGGCAAGGCUACGAGGGUUAUGAGUUCUACCCCGGGCAGAGCUCGGCCCCCACGGGAGCCUCCUACGGCUCCUGGGACGCCCCCAAGGCGGCCGAGCUGGGGCUGGGAUCCAGCGAGGGAUCGGCCGGAGCCGCCUUCGGAGCGGGAUCCGGAGCCGCCUUCGGAGCGGGAUCCACCUUCGGAUCGGGAUCCGCUGGGUCCGCCUUUGGCUCAGGAUCCGGGACCUCCUUCGGAUCCGGAUCGGCGUUCGGCUCAGGAUCUGGAGCUGCCUUCGGGUCGGGAUCUGCUGGAUCCACCUUUGGGUCAGGAUCUACCUUUGGAUCAGGAUCUGGGACCUCCUUUGGAUCAGGAUCCACCUUCGGAUCGGGAUCCGGGACCGCCUUCGGAGGGGGAUCUGCAGGAUCCACCUUUGGAUCAGGAUCAGGAACCGCUUUUGGAUCGGGAUCCGGGACCGCCUUUGGCUCAGGAUCUGCCGGAUCCACCUUUGCAUCAGGAUCAGGAACCGCUUUUGGCUCAGGGUCAGGAUCCACUUUUGGCUCAGGAUCGGGCUCCACCUUUGCCUCGGGAUCGGGCUCCACCUUUGCCUCGGGAUCGGGAUCCACCUUUGCCUCGGGAUCGGGAUCCACCUUCGGCUCGGGAUCCGCCGGAUCCUCGGGCCCGGCCGAGCCGCCGGGCUCCAGCCCCGACUCGCUGAUUGCCAAGAUCAACCAGCGCCUGGACCUGCUGGCCAAGGAGGGCAGUGAGGGCCCCGAGCAGCAGCACAGGGAUUUCAGCGUUUCGGGAAGGUUGAAUCUCAAAUUUUAG
Lonchura striata (white-rumped munia) is the source of this 938-nucleotide messenger RNA. The record is from RefSeq and is a predicted model, not a curated record. NCBI's taxonomy places the organism in Eukaryota, Metazoa, Chordata, Aves, Passeriformes, Estrildidae.